AUGGCUCCUUUGAUCGUCCGGCCAGUACAGGGGGUCCCACUGCUGAAGUCUGCCGUCGAGGUGAACAGGCGGCUGCAGCUGCCGGAUGGUGACUUGGAAGGGAUGAACGAGGCCAAAGACGCUGUGCAAUAUUGCGUGCGGCGUGCUUUGCUCGCGGAGUUUCUGGACCUUUGGCAAGACACGGAGUUCACUCAAGAGCAGCAGUGCAUGGACGAGCUUUGGGCGUUCCUGGUCAACGACAAGUCAGACAAGCCAACGGCCUCAGAUGGGCUCAGUGGGAGGUAG
Molecule: messenger RNA, 285 nt
Organism: Durusdinium trenchii
Lineage: Eukaryota; Dinophyceae; Suessiales; Symbiodiniaceae
Source: the annotation of a GenBank genome assembly